UUUAUUUUCAACGAUUAAGACCAAGAUAUCCGCAUAAAACAUCAGUGGUAUCAUAUCAAGUGAUUUGUUAUUUUUUUAAGGAUCUCCUCAUAAGGUAAUAAGGUUAUUUAAAUUUGAGUAGAAGGCAGAAUAAAUAGCGAUACAUAAGAUUGACUGUGUUUUCUCUUAUUAUUGUUAAUAAUAAAGUUCAUCAUUCUUAAUAAGAAAAAGAAGACACUACAUCGAUUGUAUUGACAUGGUUGUGACUUGGUGUACCUCAUUAUUUGUUCCAUUGUACCCGUAAUGACAUCAUGCCUUGUGUUAAUUUGCUCCUGAUUAUCAGUAAAUUUCAUCCAUUUCAACAUUCCAUCACAUUUCAAUAUCCUUUCAUCUACACGACCCUACCUAUAAGUUGAACUUGUAUGUAGUUUAUAAUAAUUACAUUCCUACUAAUGCCCUUAUUAUCCUAUGUAAUAUUUCAUGUUAGCCGAUAAGGAUCUAUGUAAUAUUUUCUAAUGACAUAAUGCAGAUAAUUAUCUUUUAUGCUAUGCUAAUUUAUGUAAGUUGACACAUCAAUGUGGAAAAGUUGGAUGAACAAAAAUAAAUUUACUCAUUAUAUUUAUAUGAGUAAUUCCAAACUCUAGUGACAAGUUCGUUGCAGACGAAAGUUAAGUGACCGAUUCAGCUUGUAAUCACAAAGUACGGGGACCAUUCAUGUAAUUGUUUUUGUCUGCUUGGAAAUUGGAAUAAGCGGGGCCGUUUAGUCAGUUAGGGUUCUUGUGCUUUUUUGCCUUUUGUGUUCCAGGGUUUUGUGAGGACUGCUGCGCGAGAACAGAGUCCACCAGAGGAAGAAGGACGGGUCCUGGGGCUCGAGGUCGACGUCCGCCGCCGGCUAUCUGAGAGGAAAGACCGGGGAAAAGAAGCUCACAGUUUGAAGAGAAUCAAAGGGAAUCCUGUGAGGUACCUGCCAGACGAGAAAAAAAGAGGCGGCCUGAGGGGUGAACGUGGAUUUCUGGAAUUGCAGGUCGAGGAGAUAGGUUCGCCAUUUCAGAAGGACUCGGAGAAGAGAACGAAUCUUUGGUUGAAGAGAAUAAAGGGACUUCUGAGGAAGACGAGGAACCUUGCUACCUGCACGGUUCUGCCACCGCUGCUCUAGCAACCGUGUUCGCCGUCAAAUAGAACAGUUUCUCCGAUUCAAUUGUUGCAUACUUUGCUUAAGAAACUUAAAAGUCUUCGUCUUGGAAGUUUUAUCGAAGUGGCUUAUAAGGGUUAAGAAGGCAGAGAGGGAUGGCUCGUCUACGAAAUAAGAACAGGAAGGUGUUCUCCAAGCCGAGUUUGAAAAAGAAGGCAGCACCUACUGUCGAUCAUGUCACUGGCGACAAGAUUCCAAAGAGCUUUGUCUUUUCCAGAGGGAAGAUGCCUGGUUCUCUGAGGCAGCUGCAGAUGGAUUUGAGAAAGUUAAUGCUGCCAUUUACAGCUCUUAAUCUUAAGGAGAAGAAGAGGAACAAUCUUAGGGACUUUUUAAAUGUUGCUGGCCCAAUGGGUGUUACACAUUUUCUGAUGUUGUCUAAAACAGAUGCAGCGCCGUAUUUGAAAGUUGCUAGAACUCCACAAGGGCCAACGGUUACGUUUAAGAUAAACCAGUAUUCACUGGCAUCUGAUAUUACUCAGUCUCAAUUGCGCCCUAGAUGUCCACCAGACCUGUACAAGAAUCCUCCUUUGAUCGUUCUUUCUGGCUUUGGGUCUGGAGAACAACAUUUAAAGCUGACAACUAUAAUGUUUCAGAAUAUGUUUCCAGCUAUUGACAUUAACACCGUCAAGCUCUCUUCUUGCCAAAGAAUUGUUCUACUAAACUAUAAUAAAGAUACAAAGCUCAUUGACUUUAGGCAUUACUCUAUUCGACUCCAACCUGUGGGUGUGUCCCGCCGAAUCAGAAAGUUUGUGCAGAAUCAUCAAGUUCCUGAUCUUCGGAGUCUCCAGGACGUGAGUGACUUCAUAACAAAGGCUGGUUAUGGAUCAGAGAGUGAAGGAGAUGAGGAAGCAGCAACUGUUACCCUUCCUUGUGAUCUUGGUAGAGUCAACCGGGCGACUUCGAAAAGUGCUGUCAAGCUUCAAGAGAUUGGCCCAAGGAUGACCCUUCAGCUCCUCAAAGUGGAGGAGGGCUUAUGUUCUGGAACUAUCAUCUUCAGCGAAUAUGGAACUGCUAACGACAAGAAAACACCUGGAAAAGAGAAUCAGAAGAAUCAAGGUGAUGAAGAAAAUGAAGACGACGAUGGAGAUGACGAUGACGAGCAAGAAGAUGAUGAUGAGGCCUCUGAGUAAAAUCAGCCGCCUGAGAGCCGUUGACCCACCACCACCGGAAGUGUUUUUGGUUUCUUUUAUAGCGGGAAAGAAAUGCAUUCUUUUCUCCUGUCAAAAGUUUUUGCUAUGCAGUGUUGGUGGAACAAAUAGAGAAAUUGAAUGGACUCGUUAUGUUAAUUACUUCAAGUCUAAUUGGCAAGUUCGUUAAAAAAGGACUGAUUUGUUU
Linum trigynum is the source of this 2506-nucleotide messenger RNA. The record is from the annotation of a GenBank genome assembly. NCBI's taxonomy places the organism in Eukaryota, Viridiplantae, Streptophyta, Magnoliopsida, Malpighiales, Linaceae.